CCAACUACUAAUCCUAUCCUCCCUCCCUAUAUGAUUGUAACGAUCUACUGUUUUUACUACUCCACCGCACCCAAGUUAGGCAGAAUGACGUCCAGUUCUAGUGAGCGAUCCUGCCAAGCUUUAGCAAUACUUUUCCAGGUCGUUACAAUCAUACAGGGGGUGAUAGUAGAGCAGUACAAAGUAGGACUACGGAGUACAGCACAGCACGAGUGCCUGCCGGCACAGUACCUCCAUAAGGCACUAGGCUAGGUGAAGAACGGCGGGGCAGCAAGACCCCCUCCCCCCCGAGGCUGAGGACGUUAGCUUUACCUUGCAGUUAUGCUUUUGACAUUUUGACAUCAACCUUACAACAACCUCAGAUCUCCUCCUGCGUUGUGAACUAUCGCAAUUGCUCAGCACUGCUUCCCAAGGGCUUUGAGACCUCUUGAUCACUGCAAUUUUGUGCCAUGGCUAAUCCCGCGUCGCCCAUCCAAGCGCAAUCGCCGUCGCCCCCGACCGACACGAUGCCUCUGCUCAAUGGACAGCGGCACGCUCAAGAUCAAGACCAGACCAGCCAGUGGCAGCCAGUUUCGGGGGGAAAUCGACAACAUGUGUCCUUGCGCGUUUCUCGUGAGGCAUGGCACGCGCUGAGUGCUACGAUCCGGUACAGCUAUUCAAAUGUCCUUCUCGUCUGCGUACCUCUCGGUAUAUAUGCCGCUGAACACGGCUGGAGCCCCGCCGCCGUGUUUACUCUCAACUUCCUGGCCAUGUUCCCGCUCGCCUCCAUAUUGACCUUCUCGACUGAGCAACUGGCAGCCGAGUUUGGCUCGGUCAUUGGUGGAUUGAUCAAUGCCACGUUUGGCAAUGCCGUGGAAAUGAUAGUUGGCAUAAGUGCUCUCAAGGAGGGGGAAAUAAGCAUUGUGCAGUCGAGUAUGAUCGGCAGUAUUCUAUCAUCCAUCUUGCUUAUUCUUGGUACAUCUUUUUUUUGUGUCGGAGUGGGAAAGCAAACGGUUGACAUCAACAUUGACAUUGCCGGCAUUCUCACGUCGUUGAUGAUCAUUUCGUGCUCCUCUCUCAUCAUUCCGUCCGCUCUCUAUAUCGCCAAUCCCGGGUCUAAUGACUCCAACCAUAAUCCAAACGAUUAUAUCUUGAACUUAUCCCGCACCACAUCCAUAAUCCUCCUCAUAUUUUACCUGCUGUAUUUAUUCUUCCAGUCUUAUACCCACAGUCAUCUCUUCACUGAAGAGGAAGAGGACGAGCAAAGCGACAAGUUGAGCACCUGGUCUAGCAGCACGGUUCUUAUUCUUGCGACUGUCGGUGUGGCGGUCUGCUCCGAUUAUCUCAUCGACAGUGUCGACGGCUUCGUCGAGGCGUUAGGUGUCAGUCGCAGCUUUAUCGGUCUCAUCAUCGUGCCCAUCGUUGGGAAUGCGGGAUGCUACGUCGCCACGGUUAAAUGGUCCAGGACUGGUAAGAUAAACCUUGCAGUUUCCGUCAUUGUGGGGAGUACGUUACAGAUAUCACUGUUCGUUACCCCGUUCUUGGUGAUAGUAGGUUGGAUCAUUGGGAAAGACAUGACAUUGCAGUUCGACACCUUCGAAACCAUUGCUCUCACCAUGUCAGUCCUCAUAGUGAACUGCCUGGUUCGUGACGGACAGACCAAUUACUUUGAAGGUGUGCUUUUGAUCGGCACCUAUGUUACUAUUGCCAUUGCAUUCUUCGUCCACCCAGACUCUGAUACAGCCAUAAAUCUGGCUGGGUCUAUACCGAAUAUCACAAAUUUCGCUUGAAUCGACACCCCGAACGGAUCCGUGUCCCAACACUACAAUAUACCCCCCAUUAGGAUUCAGCAAUAUUCAACUCGAUAGGCGAAGACACGGGCGGUCUUUGUUGCAUGUCUAGAUCUGAUUGUAUGCAAGUAUUAGAUAUUUAAUUAUUAGACCUCAGGGCUGCAUCACAGAAUAUGGGCAGUUCGGGUGGGAAAUACUAAAGUCUGUGCUUUGGCACACGCCACCAGUUUUUGUAUGAGAAAUGCUGAGAUAUUUGAUUCAUUCUCAUACUGUUUUAGCGGUGGGGCAGCCGUCGCAUACUAUACCCAGCUGGAGCUGGCUAGGUACUGUGACACAUUUAAACUGUUC
Pseudogymnoascus verrucosus is the source of this 2114-nucleotide messenger RNA. RefSeq lists its product as uncharacterized. Bases 447 to 1766 code for a protein of 439 amino acids. Gene Ontology annotation, molecular function: calcium:proton antiporter activity. Gene Ontology annotation, cellular component: fungal-type vacuole membrane. Lineage: Eukaryota; Fungi; Ascomycota; Leotiomycetes; Thelebolales; Thelebolaceae. Gene Ontology annotation, biological process: calcium ion transmembrane transport; intracellular calcium ion homeostasis. The transcript is spliced from 4 exons. The record is from RefSeq and is a predicted model, not a curated record.